This is a messenger RNA of Ostreococcus lucimarinus CCE9901, 1309 nucleotides long. RefSeq names its product chloroplast Clp protease, subunit of ClpP peptidase complex (gene ClpR1). Bases 86 to 1231 code for a protein of 381 amino acids. Lineage: Eukaryota; Viridiplantae; Chlorophyta; Mamiellophyceae; Mamiellales; Bathycoccaceae. Gene Ontology annotation, cellular component: endopeptidase Clp complex. The record is from RefSeq and is a predicted model, not a curated record. Gene Ontology annotation, molecular function: ATPase binding; serine-type endopeptidase activity; ATP-dependent peptidase activity. Gene Ontology annotation, biological process: protein quality control for misfolded or incompletely synthesized proteins. The transcript has a single exon.
CGCGACGUUCACGCCUCGUCGUAAACGCGCUCGAUCGAUCGAAAGACUUUAAACACGCCGAACGAAGGCGCGAACGAGUCCAACGAUGCUCGGCGCGCGCGCGACGUCGACGACGACGCAGCGAGUAACCCUAAGAGGCCACAUCGCGAAGAAUGCGCUCGCGACGCGCGCGGUGACGCCCGCGCGCGCGAAUCGAGGCGCGGUAAAUGUGACGAAGAGUAUGAACUUUGGACACGAGGACUUUUUCGACGUCGUGGGCACGGAGCGGGACUUGAUUUUGGAGGAAAGGUUUCCAGACGUGAAGGGCGCCGGGCGCGGGCUGACUAAGAAUCAAAUCGAAGCGCUCGGGUUGGCGGGAAGCGAGGCGAGAGAACGAUUCAGCGUGAAGGCGCUUGAUUUAGGCGCGCGUGCGGCGUACGCGAAGGAGAUGCCGAGCGACAAUAAUGAGCCGACGAGGUACAGAACGGUGAUGAGCGGGGCGACGAUGACGCACGGGGGUAUGGCGCCGGCGGGUGCGGUCGCACCGCCGGAUCUUCCGUCGCUGUUGUUGAACGCGCGCAUUUGUUACAUCGGUAUGUCGCUCGUGCCCGCGGUGACGGAGUUAGUCGUGGCGGAGUUGUUGUAUCUUGGAUACGAGCAGGCGGAAAAGCCGUGCUAUGUGUACAUCAACUCUGGGGGGUCGCUGAACGAGAAGGGCGAAGUUGUGGGGAUGGACAACGAGGCGUACGCUAUUUUGGACACCAUGCGUUACAUUCGACCGAAAAUUCACACCGUGGCUGUCGGGAAGUGCCACGGGAACGCGUCGUUGAUUUUGGCGGCGGGCGAUAAAGGAUGCAGACACGCGCUGCCGCACGUGCAAAUUUCCACGCAGCCGCCCAAGUUGAACCGCACGUUCGACUCGACGCAAAACGUUCAAAUCCGUGCCAACGAGUGCGCGCUGUACGAAGACACUUAUAUGGGUUUCAUGUCCGAGUUCUCUGGAAAGGACAUUGACGUAGUGCGCAAGGACCUCGACCGUACGCGUUACUUCACCCCGAACCAAGCGAUCGAGUACGGUUUAAUCGACAAGGUCAUCACCAAGGGCUUGAACGUGAUGGAAGCCCAAGAUUACGAGCGUUUGUUGGCGCAACAACAAGCACAAUACGAGUCGGCGGGUGUGCCGAUGCCGGGCCAAGAGCAGCAGCAAAACGAUCGCAGUUCGCACGCCGACAAGGGGACGGUGCGAAAGUAAACGUCCAUCAUGCAUGCGCGCGUUCUGGUAAUUUUAGAUUUAGAAGAAAGCUCAACAUUGUCAUACAAACGGUACGGA